This is a messenger RNA of Peromyscus maniculatus bairdii (prairie deer mouse), 1856 nucleotides long. Its product is annotated as 2'-5'-oligoadenylate synthase 1A-like. Gene Ontology annotation, cellular component: cytosol; membrane; nucleoplasm. Gene Ontology annotation, biological process: negative regulation of viral genome replication; regulation of ribonuclease activity; defense response to virus. NCBI's taxonomy places the organism in Eukaryota, Metazoa, Chordata, Mammalia, Rodentia, Cricetidae. Gene Ontology annotation, molecular function: 2'-5'-oligoadenylate synthetase activity; double-stranded RNA binding. The record is from RefSeq and is a predicted model, not a curated record.
CUUCUCUGGAUAGGAUUCUAAGGAAACCUAGGCUUGGGGGUGGGGGGUAAGGGGGUGGACCUUGUGAGAAGCCCCCGAAGCCAUUGGCUGCCCGGGUCUGGGUGAUUUGCAUAGCCCCGCCCUCCCCGGGAAAUCGAAAGUGAAAAGCAGCUGCAUCCAGCUCAGCUCUGGGAAAGGGGGAGACACGGGAUCUUGGGCUGCAGAAAGCUUCAGGGAGGAUGGGACAGGGACUCAGCAGCAUCCCGGCCUGGGAGCUGGACAAGUUCAUAGAGGACCACCUCCUUCCCGACACCUGCUUCCGUCGUGAUGUCAAAGCCAUCAUCAAUAUCAUGUGUGAUUUCCUGAAGGAGAGUUGCUUCCAAGACGCCGCCCACCCUGUGAGGGUCUCCAAGGUGGUGAAGGGCGGCUCCUCGGGCAAAGGAACUGCUCUCAAGGGCAGGUCGGACGCCGACCUGGUGGUGUUCCUUACCAAACUCACCAGCUUUGAGGAUCAGUUAAAGCAACGGGGAAAGUGCAUCCAGGAAAUUAAGAAACAGCUGUACAAGUUUCAGAGAGAGAGACAUAUUUGGGUGAAGUUUGAGGUCCAGAGUUCAUGGUGGCCCUACCCCCGGGUACUCAGCUUCAAACUGAGCUCCCCCCAGCUCCAGCAGGAGGUGGAGUUUGAUGUGCUGCCAGCCUAUGAUGUCCUGGGUCAUGUUGGCAUCUACGGCAAACCUGACCCUGAAAUCUACAGAAAGCUCAUCAGAGAGUGCACCUCCCUGAGGAAGGAGGGCGAGUUCUCCACCUGCUUCACAGAGCUCCAGAGAAACUUCCUGAAGCAUCGUCCAACCAAGCUGAAGAGUCUCAUCCGCCUGGUCAAACACUGGUACCAGCUGUGUAAGGAGAAGCUGGGGAAGCCGCUGCCCCCCCAGUAUGCCCUGGAGCUGCUCACAGUCUAUGCCUGGGAAUGUGGGAGUAAAGCCCCUUAUUUCAACACAGCCCAGGGCUUCCGGACAGUCUUGGAACUGGUCACCAAGUACAGGCAGCUUCGAAUCUACUGGACAGAGUAUUACGACUUUCAAGACCAGGACAUCUCCAGUUACCUGCACAGACAGCUCAGAAGAGCCAGGCCUGUGAUCCUGGACCCUGCUGACCCAACAGGGAACGUGGGUGGUUCAAACUCAGAUGGUUGGGGGCGACUGGCGGGAGAGGCUAAGGCCUGGUUUCGGUACCCAUGCUUUAAGAACAAGGAUGGUUCCCCAGUGCGCUCCUGGGAUGUUCAGACGGAGGUUGGUGUACCACACCAGGAGACUCAUUUUUUUCGCAAUGUCUGUUUAUUUUUGUUGUUUUUAUUUGUUUUAUUUAUUUCAAGGGCUGCUUCUGCAUAGCACAGGCUAGCCUGGAGCUCACCAUCCUCCCGCCUUCGUGCUGGGAUGACUGCAGUGUAGACCUGAUGUGCCCUGCCUUCCCUCCAUCCUCAGGUGGAUGAGAAUGGAGCAUGCCUCCUCCUGUGAGCUCAGUAGCACCCUUCCCAGAAGGCUCCCAGAGUCAGGGGGAUGUGCUCCUCUGUUGCAGGCCUUGACCAGAGAGGUCAGGAUGCAGCCAAGGCCCCAGAGAGGGAGUGUCCAACCUGGAGUCAGACUCCAGGCUUCUGACCCUGGCCCACCUACCCUUCCACCCUGUCCCAUCACAGACAGCCUUCCUCGCAGCCUGCUUCAUCAGCUGUAUCCUCUGACAGUGUUGCCUGGGGGACAAGAGAUGCAGAAGGGGAGGGAAGAAUUCCAGCUUGACUUCUGUCUGGGUGUCUGUUGGGAGGUUCUGUCCAAUGUCUGAUGAACAAUAAACCACAGUCGAUGCCAUGAGGGUGUGUGAGAGUC